This is a messenger RNA of Daldinia childiae, 1488 nucleotides long. Its product is annotated as tRNA (uracil-O(2)-)-methyltransferase. The record is from RefSeq and is a predicted model, not a curated record. Gene Ontology annotation, molecular function: tRNA (uridine) methyltransferase activity. Gene Ontology annotation, biological process: tRNA methylation. The transcript has a single exon. Lineage: Eukaryota; Fungi; Ascomycota; Sordariomycetes; Xylariales; Hypoxylaceae. Bases 1 to 1488 code for a protein of 495 amino acids.
AUGGGAUUCGAAGCGCAAGAGCUUCCCGAUGGUUCUCCGAGUCUAAUUAAAGAUUCGGCUGGUUCAAGAUGGACUCCUUUAUUUCGGAAGACCUGUGAGUUCGAGUCGCAAAUCUUUUUCAAAGUCAUGAUGAAUUUGAUUCGCAAUCCGAAUAUCAAUUCCAGUUGGCUAUUCCGGGCCGAUAUCUUAGUUGAGAAGGAUCUAAGUCAACAAGAUGUGACUACUGACUCCGCGGUCACACGGCCGACUAUUCUCUACUUCGAAGACAUGCACCUUGAUAAAGCUCUAGUGCGGAAGCUUAUUCCAAGAAAUACUCUAAGAGAUCAGCCUCUAGAUCAAACAUGCCUAAUUUACCAUGGUAGCGGGCCGGGGAAUGUAGAAAGGUCUAUGGUUAUUUACAAACCCCACGUCUCAUCUCCUGAUGACAUGCCAUUCUAUCAUCCAAAAGUGCAAGGCAUAGCAUUUCUCCACGAAUGGAGCGCUGAUGACGAGGGCUCUGUGUCUAUCCAUUACCAUUUCUUUGACGAUGAGGACCGUUCACCAAAGUUGGUGGGCACGGCUCUUAACCUGUUAUCAGUGCUCCAUAAGCAUGGCGAAGGAACUAAAAAGGGGUAUACUAAGCGAGUUCAUCACGACACCAUCAUUCCCCAGAUUUCUGUUCAGAAUACGUAUACUAGGCUAAAACAAAAAUAUGCCCGUCAGCUUAUUCAAACCUGGGUCGAAGUCACAGACCCAUCCAAGCACGUGUUUGAAGACCUGAGCAUUGCAGCAUUUCUUAUGGAACUGUGGGCUCAGAUGUAUAAGGAUUCCCCGUUCCCUGGAUUUGUUGAUAUCGGCUGUGGCAAUGGUCUUCUCGUAUACAUCCUACGAAAGGAAGGAUACUCAGGAUGGGGGUUUGACGCCCGAAAACGCAAGUCAUGGGAACAGUAUUCUGAUACGAUUAGUGACGAGCCUGAGCAUCAAGAGAGCCUCAGGCAGCACGUCCUGCUUCCCUCUGUGAUUGACCAUGAUCCAAGUACGAGGUACGGGAAUGGUGAGGUCAUCUACGAUGUAGAUAGUACUAAUCUUAUACACGAUGGUUUAUUUCCUGAAGGAACUUUUAUCAUAUCAAAUCAUGCGGAUGAGUUGACACCGUGGACGCCGAUACUUGCCACUAUAUCAAACUGUCCAUUUAUCAUGAUACCAUGUUGCAGUCAUGAUCUUACCGGCGCAAGAUUUCGGGCUCCCGCUCCGAAAGCGCAAAACAAAUCACCGUCAGCAUAUUCGUCACUUGUUGAAUGGAUAAAAAAUAUAGAGAAGGACUGCGGUUGGGAAGUAGAAACUGAGAUGCUGAGAAUACCAAGUACAAGAAAUACUGGCUUGAUCGGCAGAAAAAAGAGCUCGUCCUCGGCGGUAGAUAUCCAGGAGGUUAUAGCUAAAUAUGGCGGUACAGAAGGAUACGCAGAUAACGUGAUGAAGCUGAUACAGAGCAAUCCUAGAGGACACUAA